Messenger RNA from Effrenium voratum, 303 nucleotides. Lineage: Eukaryota; Dinophyceae; Suessiales; Symbiodiniaceae. The record is from the annotation of a GenBank genome assembly.
AUGUUCCGUCCAGCUGGCUUCCACAGCGGGCAGAAAGAGGCUCCAAGGUGCAAUCAAUGGGGCCACGCACAGGUGGCGUCACACCGCAGCACGGCUAGUCAGGCGCCAAGUUUUGCUCAAGCAAUUGCCCUUGCGGCCAAAUUAGUGCGACAGCGCCAACGACUUUUCACAAGCUGUUGCCGAGCACGCUGGACAGAGCCAGGAGCAUGGGUGAGCCUUUGCAGUCUUGACCAGGCGUACGCGGCUGAUGUGGCGUGCGACUGUUGUUGUGCCGGGGGCGCGCUUUUGGUGAUGGCGCUGUAG